Molecule: messenger RNA, 1035 nt
Organism: Bolinopsis microptera
Lineage: Eukaryota; Metazoa; Ctenophora; Tentaculata; Lobata; Bolinopsidae
Exons: 5
Coding region: 180-803 (207 amino acids)
Source: RefSeq, a predicted model, not a curated record
ACUAGAAUUAUUUGACUGAUUGUCAUGACUCUUGAUACUUCCUUUAGAACAUCAAAGUCGGGACUUUUCUGUGGACAGAGUACGGUAAACUGUGCGAGGAGAUAGACUUUGUACUCGCUUGCAAUGUGGCAGACGGGUUUCUUCCCAACAGCUACAGCAGUACGACAGACUUUGGAGCCAUGAUUCUGCGCAUCGAACAAGGUAACCGUGUGGCCUCGAAGUGCAACAGUGGGCCCCUUUCCUCGAAGUAUGAGCAAUAUUUGAGGGGCAUCAAUGUCACUCCUGAGGCAUACCAUGGUGUGUCCCUGACCGGCGUGAGAGCAGGAUAUUUGGUUAAAGCCAAUCACACUCAAUUUUGGACAGACCACUUCUAUAAAAACGAGAAGAUAAGACCACAGGACAAGCUGCACUUUCAGCAACGGCUCCUUGCACUGGAUCGCAUUAAGUCCUCGUAUAGAGAUCUCUUAGUUCUCGGUGGCAAAAGUGGGAAAGUGAAGAGUCCCCGUGAGAUCGAAACUCUUGUCAAGGCCAGGGACCUCUUCUUGGCAGAGUACCGAAAGUUUGGUCAGUCCACAUCGGUGAAGAUACAUCUCCUUGAAGACCACUUUUUGGAGCAGAUACAGCUCUGGGGGAUGUUUUCUGGAUCUUUCAAUGAGCAAGGUGGUGAGAGUACUCACUCCCUUUUUAAGAAUCACGAACACAUGACAAACCAUGUUCGUAAUGACGAAGACCGAGUUGUGAAAAAGUGCGAGCUAGCAACACGGAAAUACCUGUUGAAAGUGAAAUCCAAGCUGUGUGACUGAAAUGGGUCAAUCAUGAUGGAUUUAGUGUUUGGGACAAUCUGCUAUAUGCCUAAAAUUGAAAGAUUGUUAAUUUGGUGAUGCUUCACCCUCUGUUCAUAUUUUCUACUUGAUCAAUAAUGAUAUUCGCCACAUAUUAUGUAAAACGCCGCUUAUGUUUUGCCAUUAAAAUUUUUUCGUUAUAGUAGUGACUGCGACUGAAACCGCGCAUCACGCAAGUUUUUGUCGCCGCGCG